AUGAGGAAAACAUACACCGAUUCGAAAAUUCCAAAGCCUGAAUUUUUUGGAGGGAAAAAAUCUCGUAAACCAAAGUGGUUUAGCACGCUUGAACGUACCAAUCUUAUUUUAUGUAUAAACCUCAAAAACAUGAAAGCAGAAACUCAACUCAUCCUUGGCGACCAAGGACCACCACUCAAGAAGAUUCGAAGAUCAACCACUAGCAAAGCCGAAAUUUGGGUCCUUUCCUAA
Molecule: messenger RNA, 231 nt
Organism: Funneliformis caledonium
Lineage: Eukaryota; Fungi; Glomeromycota; Glomeromycetes; Glomerales; Glomeraceae
Source: the annotation of a GenBank genome assembly